This is a messenger RNA of Closterium sp. Naga37s-1, 762 nucleotides long. Lineage: Eukaryota; Viridiplantae; Streptophyta; Zygnematophyceae; Desmidiales; Closteriaceae. The record is from the annotation of a GenBank genome assembly.
UGCGGGGGCCCGCACUCCACCCAGCGCUGCUUCGGCCGCCUGACGGACGCUUGGCGUCACCAGUUCCCUGACGCCACGGAGAUCCCUCGCUGGGGCGACUUGUCGAGGGCGGGGGUUGCUAUCUUUGAUCUUGACUAUGAUGCUAUUCUUGCUGCCAUGUAUGCUGUGUCUACUAGUGAUGAGGGUGACUGUUACCUGUGUGUUCCGCCUGACCCGGGCAUUGGUGAGGCUGCUGCUCUAGGUGCUGGUGAGGCUGCUGCUCUAAGUGCUGGUGAGGCUGCUGCUCUAGGUGCUAGUGGGUCUGCUGCCCCAGGUGCUAGUGACUCUGCUCUCUCAGGUACCACGUCGGCUCAGGCCUCCCACACCUUCACCCUUGACUCGGGUGUUUCCUACUCCUCCUUUCGAGACCGCACCACACUCACGCCGCUUAGUCGGCCAGUUGCGGUCUCCCUGGCAGACCCCUCUGGGGGUCCUGUCCUUGCCCACUUCUCCACUGUCUUACCGUGUCCGGCGGCCCCUUCUGACACCCUCUCAGGUCUUUACCUCCCCUCGAUCUCUACGAACUUGGACAUGGCUCCACGCAAGCAGAGUAGGAAAGGCAAGGAAAAGGUGGACGACGAUGACAACGUUCCCUCGCCCUUAGACCAUCCUUACCUAGUGUGGAUGCAUCAACAGCAAGAAUUGGGAGUUGAGAGGGGACUUAUUCGUCGCGAUGCGUGCAUCCCUUUUCCUAUUAUGCCCAGUUCUUCCAGCGCCGCUUAG